Messenger RNA from Dentiscutata erythropus, 1116 nucleotides. NCBI's taxonomy places the organism in Eukaryota, Fungi, Glomeromycota, Glomeromycetes, Diversisporales, Gigasporaceae. The record is from the annotation of a GenBank genome assembly.
AUGGAUUAUUCAACUGUAUUUAAAUCUUUGGCAAAGGAAGCGGGUGUUUCUAUACCUUCUAAUGCCUUUUCUAAACCAGUUCUCCCUACACGUCAAAAUUCUACUCCAAUUUCAAAAGUGAGCAAAUGUGGAAAAUGUGGUGAACCACGCAAAACAAUAGGAUGGUGUAAACCGUGUGAUACAAGCAAACUUAAUUGGGGUAAAGUUGCUCUCAAACUUCUGGAUAAUUCUGAAAAUUUAACUAAAGAUUUUCUGGACGAGCUUAGAGCCUAUCACCGUUGUAGUCUUGGCUCUGGAAUAGUCGAUUGCUACGGUGUCAGUAAAGAUCCUAAAACGGGAAGUUAUGUAAUGGUGAUGAGAUAUGCUGAACAAGGAAGUUUACGUCAUUAUCUUACCAACUAUUUCGCUGAUUUAAAUUGGGACGAAAAAAUUGUAUUAUUUGAUCGUAUCGGAAAAGCAUUGAAAGGAAUUCAUGAUUCUGGAUUGGUUCAUCGUUAUGUAGCUGCAAUGCUUCGUUGCUUGGAUUGUGAUCCAGCUAAACGACCAACAAUUGAUGAACUGUUAAACGUGUCAUACAAAUGGCGCUACCUAGCUGACGGAAAAGCUCCUUUCCAAGGUCCCAAGACUAAGAAAGUAAAAACUGGUCACGUCAAGUCUGUACUUACCCAUUCCAACGCUGUACACCCUCAAGCUUUCUACACUAGUAGAUUACUGCAUUUUCCGAACCUUCCUGAACCUCAAAAUUCUGAUCAUUACACACUUUUUGAUUCAACAACUGGUGAAAUACACAUGAUAGUUAGAAAACAAAAUUCCAAAAAAGAUUCAGAGACGCCUUCUUUCACAUCAGAACCAGAAGAAUUUUCAUCACCCAUCCCUUCUGAUAAGGGCAAAGAAAGAAUUCAGGAAGAAUCCCGUCCUCGCAUCACUAGAAGGCAGUCUGUAAAUAGAAGCAUGACAAUGUCAACAGGUAGAAUAGAUAGGGAGAUGAUUGAAAAAAUAAGAAAUGAUCGUAAAAAAUUAUCUCAUUAUCGAUGGAAUUCUAUGAUCAAUGAUCUUCCUAGACAAGUGGAACUUACAACUAUUCAUGGUAAUUUUGAGACUAAUGUAACUUUGUGA